Messenger RNA from Diorhabda sublineata, 1279 nucleotides. It is a transcript of the gene Spt3, whose product is annotated as transcription initiation protein SPT3 homolog. The transcript has a single exon. Lineage: Eukaryota; Metazoa; Arthropoda; Insecta; Coleoptera; Chrysomelidae. Bases 255 to 1145 code for a protein of 296 amino acids. Gene Ontology annotation, biological process: transcription by RNA polymerase II. Gene Ontology annotation, molecular function: transcription coactivator activity; protein heterodimerization activity. The record is from RefSeq and is a predicted model, not a curated record.
UGCGGGGUUAAUGAAAGUAAACAUGUCCUAUUAUUGCUUGUGAAAGAAUCCUUGCCCUACACAAAAAUUAAAAAAUAAGUAUAAUUUAAUAGACCGUCUCUCGUAUGAAUAUACACUACCAAUAAAGAAAAUAAUUUUGAAAGGUGUAUCCGAGUAUAUAAUCUUAGGGUGUAUCAGCCUCUAACCUAAAUUCUAGACAUUUUAGAUAUUUCGUUUAGAUUCUAGUUUAACAUAUAUUUAUUGUCUACCCUAAAAUGGAAUCAUCAUCUGAUAUUACAUACUGCAACGAAAUUUCUUUGAUGAUGUUUGGAUUUGGUGAUAGCCAUAAACCAAAUCCUGAAACGGUACGUUUGGUGGAAAGUAUAGUUUUGAAACAACUCCGAACGAUAGUACAAGAAGCCCUUAAGUAUUCAGACGGAAAGAAUUUAAAAGGCGAAGAGUUGGUUUUCUUAAUGCGACAUAAUAAGCAGAAAAUGAGGCGAUUCGUGAAGUAUUUAAUGAACAAACAAAACAAACACAUUCUACAAAAAGUACAUUUGAACGUAAUAGACCUAGAUCAAGAAAAGAAACCGCGAAGUGCUUUAUUGGAUUUUAUCGAAAAAAUCGAUGAAUGUGAAGAAUUUAUGAAUCUCACAGAAUUUGAUGAAGUAAAGUAUGAAAGACAAUUACGGGCCGACAGGAUAUCACAAGCACUAGACGAAAAAAAAUAUCUAGAAUUUUGUAAAGCUCGUUGUGCAUCUUUUUAUAGUAGAGAUACAACGCAGCGAAGCCUGGAAAAACUAAGACUAUGGAUCGAUCCCAAAAAAGAAAUAAACUUUAAACCUGACGCACUUGAUACUUUAGCAUAUUAUGCAUAUCAAACAGUAGCCGAAAUUACUGAUUAUGCAUUGUUAGUAAGAAUGGAUACAAAAUGUGGAUCUGAUCCGCUGAAACAUUUAGCCGGCUCUUAUUACACGGCUACAAUGUUCAAUGGAAAACAUAGAUUUGAGGAACCCAAUCCUGAUUAUACCAAAGUUUACAUGAACCAACCACCGAUAAGUAUUAAUGAAAUAAAAGAAGUCAUGAGAAGGGUGUGUACUCCACAAGCAGGAAAGUUAAACUUUGGAAAAAAGUUGCCAGAGACUCAAUAUCUGUUUGCAAUUUGAAGUGAUAAGUUUUAAUUUGUUUUUUUUAAUUGUGAGAUAUACAAUUAUGUUUAUAUUAAAUAAAGUAAUCUCAUAAUAAAUUAGCAACACAGUGGAUAUUUUGCUGGAAUUUGAAAUAAAAAGUACGUUUUAUG